CUCCUCCUCUUCCUCCUCCUCCUCCGUAGCGGCAGAGCUCUGAUGCUCUGAUGAAGACCGUUUCUCCUCCUGCUCCUCUUCUGUCGCUCCGGUCCUCUCUUCUCUCCUCUGGAUAUUUUUCUCGUCGCCACCCUGAAGUUCAUCGUGAUCAUCUUGGCCGCCGGGAUGGUGGCCUUCAUCGGGGCCGUGAUCUGCAUUAUCGCGGCCGUCCACACCGGAUCCGGCGGGUCCUCACACCGGCCACCGGCCGCCGACAACCAGUCUCUGUACCCGGACUCCGCAGCUCAGCCCCCCUCUGCCGGCGGCUCCGUGGCCCGGCCCGGGUCUCUGGGAGCCCUCCACGGAUCUGAGACGCCCGAAUCCGAGGCUCCGACCUUCCACAUCGGGCUGGGCGGACUGGACGGGGUCACCGGACUCACCGGACACGACCCCACGGCCAGCCGACUCAUCUGCACCCCGAUCCCCGCCGGAGAGUGCAACCCCAAAAACUCUGAGCAACAAGCGGACGACCCGGCGCAGUACGCGGGGGAGGACUGGGGCUACCUCCGGACCACCGCGGACGAACUCCGGCAGACGGUGGUGCAGCAGAAAGAUCAGAUCCUGGAGGACCAGAGGACCAUCCGGGAGCUCAGCGGGAAGCUGUCCGAGUGUGAGAGGGGUCUGGACCGCAGAGGCGGCGAGGAGCGACGCGGAGCUGCGGCUCCGCAGCGGGGGAUGGUCCGGGACGGUCCGCCCCCCCUUAGUUCCAGAGUCCUGGAUGAUGUGGAGCAGGAGAUCAGCCAGCUCCAAGACCGGAUAGAGAGGCUGGAGUCGGACAUCGGACCGUUUCCUCACAACCAGACGGACUCUCCGGGGGAACCGGAGGGGGGCGACCCAGACAGGACGUCCCAUCCUGGGCUCAGGCCCUGGAAGAUGGAGGAGUUGGAGGGGGAGCUGGAAAGGAAGGUGGAGCUCCUGAAGAAAGAGAGACAGGUCCUGAGGCUGGAGACGGAGAAACAUCGACAAGCAAUGGACCAGAGCAUCGAUAAAGUCCAGCAGCGAGUCUCAGGGCUGGAGGGAGGGCUGCGUUCCUUCCCUGAGGGCUUCAGACUCUCCUUCCCAACACGAACUGACUACAUGUUCGCUGUGGUCAGGAGCUCCAUCCCAAAGCUCAGGGCCUUCACCGCCUGCCUCUGGCUACGCUCCUCUGAGCAAGGCAUCGGGACGCCGCUGUCUUACGCUGUUCCUGGUCAACCCAACGAACUGGUGCUGCUGCAGGGGCUCCACGCUCCAGCCGAGCUGCUGGUCAACGACAAGGUGGCGCCGUUGCCUCUGAACCUGUCCAGAGGCAACUGGCAGCACAUCUGUGUGAGCUGGACCCAGAAAGAAGGGGCGUGGAAGGCCUACCAGGGGGGCAAGCUGAGGGGGGAGGGCCAUGGACUGGCAACCGGACAUCACAUCAGACCUGGAGGCGUCCUGGUCCUGGGACAAGAGCAGGAUUCUCUGGGUGGAGGGUUCGACUCCUCCCAGGCCACGGUUGGAGAGAUGUCCCAGGUGGGUGUUUGGGACCGGGUCCUGACGUCCAGCCAGGUGUCCAGCUUGGCUCGCUGUGGCAGGGUGAGCCAGGGCAGCGUGGCCCCGUGGACCGAGACCGGCGUGGAGGUCUACGGUGGAGCUACCAAGGACCCGGGGGAGCCUUGUAGUAAACACAGCAGGAGCUCUCAGUGACCCCCGGGGCAAAGGAGGAGGCCCCCAGGGGCCCAAGGAGGAGGAGGACUCUCUGAAAACUGGAUGUGGCAUGGCCAAUGUGUAUUUAUGUGAUGUGAGUCAAAGGUUUGCAGUUACUUGUUAGUUCCUGGAACUAGUAGCCAUAAACACACUGGGGGGUUAGCUACAUGCUCAGCUAGCACGCUCAGCUAGCACGCUCAGCUAGAAUGUUCAGCUAGCAUGUUCAGCUAGCAUGCUCAGCCAGCUAACAGGUUGCUAUCUGACCUUUAAAGAAAACAUUUAGGAAAACGUGUUUUCUUGUCCAGAGCCACGGAUAUAAAUAUGAACCAGGUUUAGGAUCAGGCUCAGAGUUAGGAUCUGGGUCAGGGUCUGGGUCUAGGU
Mugil cephalus (flathead mullet) is the source of this 2088-nucleotide messenger RNA. RefSeq names its product neuronal pentraxin receptor-like. The transcript has 5 exons. The record is from RefSeq and is a predicted model, not a curated record. NCBI's taxonomy places the organism in Eukaryota, Metazoa, Chordata, Actinopteri, Mugiliformes, Mugilidae. The coding region runs from base 166 to 1707 and encodes 513 amino acids.